CUCCUCCUUUUACUACACACACAAAGUCACGUACAAUCCUCGCUCGCUCACAGCAGAUAGACUCUAAGAAAGCAGCUUCUUACUGUUCUCAUUUUUAAGUCGUGUGUGUGUGUUUAAUUAGAGUUGAAUAUUCUCUUGACCCUCAGUGAGAAGAAGCAGAGUUUCCAUCUCGGACUGUUCAGAAUCAGGAUGGCCGCCCAACUCAACAAGUUCCAGUCCAAGAUUCAUAUGGCAGAGCAUGUCAGUGACGAGGACAAGCUCUACAGGUACAAAGGCAUCCUGUACCCGACCAUCAUGUGCCCGGAGGACCACCUGAAGGCUCUGGAGACCUUCGAUGCCCGAGAGGAUGACGUCAUGCUGGUGGCCUAUCCCAAAUGUGGGUUUAACUGGAUGGUGGGAGUGUUGAGGAAGAUCAUCGCAGAGUCCACAGGGAUAAAAACUGAAUCCAAAGCGCCACCGCUGAUCGAGUUUCUCGGACCGGACGUCUUAAAGCUCACGGAUCAGUCUCCUUCUCCAAGGUUCUUGGGAACUCAUAUGCACCCCGACAACAUCCCCACCACCUUCUACACCAAGAAAACAAAGAUGCUGGUGGUCUUCAGGAAUCCUAAAGACACUCUGGUUUCUUUCUAUCACUUCUGCAACAACAACCCGGUCCUCCCGUCCGUACAGUCCUGGGAAUCCUUCUACUCCCAAUUCAUGAGCGGAGAAGUGGCUUGGGGGUCGUACUUUGAUCACGCUUUGGCCUGGGAGAAGAGAAUGAAUGACCACAAUGUCAUGAUUGUCACCUAUGAGGGAUUAAAGCAGGACCUGAGUGAGGGCAUUCGUCAGAUCUCCAGCUUCUACGGUUACCCCCUGACGGAGGCUCAGGUCCAGCAGAUCACAGAGGAGAGCUCCUUCAAAGCCAUGAAGGAGAGCGCGGCCAACUCCCACGGCACCAUUGGAAGCGCCAUCUUCAGAAAAGGUGAAGUUGGGGACUGGAAGAACCAUUUCACACCUGAACAGAGCCGUGAGAUGGACGAGGCCUUCGCCAAACACCUGGCAGGAACCAAGCUGGGAGAGAAACUUGACUACCAACGAUACUGUCAGUAGGAAGCGGGAGAGGAGAGAGGGAGGGUCAGACAGUCCUCCCCUCAGACGGGUACCUCGCCACCUUGUUUCGACUGAAACACCAACCACCACAUCAACAUUUAACAGCUCUCACCUCAGUCAGUAGCGGACGCUAUCACUGCCACAGUUUCAGUUCAGGGCCAAAUUGAAGAAAGAGCGUCUCAGAUUAAACACGGUCGAACACAGGAAGACAGCAGGUUAUCGUUUUGUCUCUGUGCAGAUAAAACCGCACAAGAUAAAACAUGUUGAUAAUUGAGCGAUGAAGUUGCUCUCAGAUGGAUUUUUUCUUCUCAUCAAACAGAAGAUUUUCAUAUUUGUUCGAACUGUUUCUUCUCUUGUGCAGCUGCACUUCACCUGACGUCUCAAUGUGAGUCAAACAUCAAUCAAACAGUCAAACACCACAAUGUCAUAAAUUAAUAAACAUGGACGACAGGACAGGUACCAAAGGUGAAACCUGUUGUCUCAACUGCUCCCUGGCUGGCUCCUAUCUCCUCCUUGUGAGCAGAUGCAACAUGGACCAAACUGAAAAUGUUAGUGUUUUUCACCUGCAGAUGAUUGUUUACAUCCUGGUUCUUCUUAUUCACUGAUGUUUGACACCUGAUUAAAACACCUGAGUUGCCUUUCUUCAGGCAGCAUAUGAACUCAUGAAUGAAGCAUGGUAAUUAGAAUCAGAAUUAUUUUUAUUGCCACGUAUAUUUGCAUAUAUUGGAAAUUGCCAUGGUGUGGUUGGUGCACUGUACAUAAAAACAAAACAGCAAUAUAUACAUUAAGAAACAAUACGUUACUUUAAUCUGUGGCUUUGGAACAAAACUGUGAUCAGAUUAUGGGCUGUCACAAAUAUACACAAACCCUACAUUGUACUGCAUGAUUUUUGUAUUACACAUGGUACUGUACUUACUGAGCAGGAUGAUGGUGAGAAAUUAAAGUCUUUUUCCAGAAUGA
Limanda limanda (common dab) is the source of this 2049-nucleotide messenger RNA. RefSeq names its product sulfotransferase family, cytosolic, 6b, member 1 (gene sult6b1). The record is from RefSeq and is a predicted model, not a curated record. Gene Ontology annotation, cellular component: cytoplasm. Bases 190 to 1089 code for a protein of 299 amino acids. Gene Ontology annotation, biological process: sulfation. Lineage: Eukaryota; Metazoa; Chordata; Actinopteri; Pleuronectiformes; Pleuronectidae. The transcript is spliced from 7 exons. Gene Ontology annotation, molecular function: sulfotransferase activity.